AUGGCUGGACCAGAAGAACCACUGGAGUGUAGAGGACCAUCAGCAGGGGAAUUAAACUUACCAGCCACACUCUUGGUUCAAGACGUCGUCGAAGAAGCUUACCAGCCACACUCUUGGUUCAAGACGUCGUCGAAGAAGCUUACCAGCCACACUCUUGGUUCAAGACGUCGUCGAAGAAGCUUACCAGCCACACUCUUGGUUCAAGACGUCGUCGAAGAAGCUUACCAGCCACACUCUUGGUUCAAGACGUCGUCGAAGAAGCUAACCAUGCCACCCUUCACACAAGUGGUCGUGUGUACAUACUCGGUAACAUUAACAGCACUUGCAGCAGUAACAAUUAUACAAGAUGUAAUCAGAACAGGAACAGCAGUGUUACAGGCAGUAACAAUGGAAGUAACAGCAAUAGAAGAGGGAGUAACAACACUAUCCACAGCUGUUUCAUCAGUAGCCACAGCUGUUCCAUCAGUAGCCACAGCUGUUCCAUCAGUAGCCACAGCUGUUCCAUCAGUAGCCACAGCACAAAACAGCAAGCUCCAGAGCACAAAACAGCAAGAUCCACAGCACAACACAGCAAGCUCCACAGCACAACACAGCAAGAUCCACAGCACAAAACAGCAAGAUCCACAGCACAACACAGCAAGCUCCACAGCACAAAACAGCAAGAUCCACAGCACAAAACAGCAAGAUCCACAGCACAAAACAGCAAGAUCCACAGCACAACACAGCAAGAUCCACAGCACAAAACAGCAAGAUCCACAGCACAACACAGCAAGCUCCACAGCACAAAACAGCAAGAUCCACAGCACAAAACAGCAAGAUCCACAGCACAAAACAGCAAGAUCCACAGCACAACACAGCAAGCUCCACAGCACAAAACAGCAAGAUCCACAGCACAAAACAGCAAGAUCCACAGCACAAAACAGCAAGAUCCACAGCACAACACAGCAAGAUCCACAGCACAAAACAGCAAGAUCCACAGCACAAAACAGCAAGAUCCACAGCACAAAACAGCAAUAUAGAAGCCGCAUUAACCUCACACAGAAGCAGCAAGGGCACGAGCCACAGCAGCAGCAGCAGCAGCAGCAACAACAAGAGGAGUGA
Messenger RNA from Procambarus clarkii (red swamp crayfish), 1101 nucleotides. NCBI's taxonomy places the organism in Eukaryota, Metazoa, Arthropoda, Malacostraca, Decapoda, Cambaridae. The record is from RefSeq and is a predicted model, not a curated record.